This is a messenger RNA of Austrofundulus limnaeus, 126 nucleotides long. Its product is annotated as peroxisome proliferator-activated receptor gamma coactivator 1-beta. Gene Ontology annotation, molecular function: transcription factor binding. The record is from RefSeq and is a predicted model, not a curated record. Gene Ontology annotation, cellular component: nucleus. Lineage: Eukaryota; Metazoa; Chordata; Actinopteri; Cyprinodontiformes; Rivulidae. Gene Ontology annotation, biological process: positive regulation of transcription by RNA polymerase II.
UUAAAGAAGCUGCUGCUGACUCCACCAAACAUCCCCUCAAGCAUCGACGUGCACAAAGAUGGAGUCCACAGCCAUCGCUACAGAAACAGAAGCCUCUGCCUACGAUCAGUCAGACCGCUGGCCAAG